This is a messenger RNA of Equus caballus (horse), 2209 nucleotides long. RefSeq names its product DnaJ heat shock protein family (Hsp40) member C30 (gene DNAJC30). The record is from RefSeq and is a predicted model, not a curated record. NCBI's taxonomy places the organism in Eukaryota, Metazoa, Chordata, Mammalia, Perissodactyla, Equidae.
AUGUCAUCAGCCCCGCGACCGCCUCGUAAUACGCAUGCUCCAUCCCUGUCCCCGCCUCCUUUUUCACUCGAUUGGGCUACAGGGCCUACGCGCCGCGAACACCGCGCUUCCCAUUGGCCAGUUCAUCUUGCACCGCCCGCCCUAUCCAUCCAAGAUGGCAGCCAAGUGCGGUGUGAGGUGCCCGCGGCUGUUAAUGUGGAGGUUGUGGCAGGCCGGUGGAGCGCCACAAAACCUGGGAUUCGGCUUGCGCCUGGAAGUGAGGUCUUAUUCCCCGGGCGACGGCCCCUACUCUCGCACGGCGCUCUAUGAGCUGCUCGGCGUCCCCUCCACAGCCACACAGGCGCAAAUCAAGGCGGCCUACUACCGGCAGUGCCUCCUCUACCAUCCGGACCGCAACUCGGGGAGCGCCGAGGCUGCCGAGCGCUUCACGCGCAUCUCCCAGGCCUACGUGGUGCUGGGCAGCGCCACCCUGCGCCGCAAGUAUGACCGCGGCCUGCUCAGCGACGAGGACCUGCGCGGACCCGGCGUCCGGCCCUCCAGGACGCCCGCCGCCGACCCCGGCCCGCCCCGCGCCCCGCCGCCCGCCUCGCGGGCCCACGGCCGUGGUCAGGCCGCGCCGGACGCCAGCCGCACCAUGUUCGACUUUGACGCCUUCUACCAGGCGCACUACGGAGAGCAGCUGGAGCGCGAGCGGCGCCAGAGGGCCCGGCGAGAGGCCCUCCGCAGGCAGCAGGAGGAGCGGGCCAAGAAGGGCUUCCGCUGGGACGACACCCGGGACACGGCUUUCGUCUUCCUCCUCCUUGCCAUCUUCAUCCUCGUGGGCUUUCGGUUUUAACCGGAGAGAGGAGGGCAGGGAGCAGCCGGUCAGCCCCACGAAGAUGACCUUUCCCGUCUUCUCGAACCCUUUGCCAUUUAUAGUCUACCUCUGCUGGGGUCCGAAGGAACUGCUCUCCCCGUCCUUCCCCACCCACCCAGCUUAGCCGCGGACCUGCACAUCCCUCCCACUCCGGUCCAGAAAGGGAGGCUUUUCGAUGCCCAAGAAAAAGGCCCCAAGAUGAAGAGUCCCGAAAGCCCAAGAGUGAAGGGUUUUCUAGAGUCCCUUGGGUGCCUGCUUCCAGAGGUUGACAACUUCUGGAACACUUGCUCUGGCUUUGUUGUAAAGUCCCGAGCAAGCAUUGGCUGCUCCUGCCCCACGCUUGUACCGUGGGGCUCCUCUGUAACCUUGAAACGUGCAAUGUGACCAAUUGUUGGCUACCAAAAGAAAAUUUCUGGGGUUGUACGAACCUUGUCUUUCUGUGAGUUCCCCAAGCUACAGGUGAGACCUGAUGUAGGGUAAGAAUGUGAUAUGUGGGAACCUUGCCAUUCUUCUGUGGUCAGCCCCAGACCCCGCUCCCCGUUCUGUGGGUGGCAUGUGGGAUUGGGAGAGCAAGGUCAUCGAGUACGCAAUGGACUUUCCUGUGCCCAUACUUAUCUAAUGGAUGACCUUGGAGCAGUUACUCUGUGCACAUGACUGCAGAGGAGCAAAUCAUUUGCUCUCUUGAGGUCUGUCACACUUUAUUAUCCAUAGUUCUGAUGGGCUCAGUGGUUAAAAUAUGAUGCUGGUAGAGUCAGAUUUAUCCUUGGGACAGUGUACCUGUCACUUGGUCAUCCCUUUACCAGCCAACCCCAUCGCUAAGUGUGCAACUCAUCCCCUCCCAGAAAUAGAACAACUAACUGAGAGUUUGAGUCGCCUGAAUGUGGCCCAGCCUCCUGUUUAGCUUGCAGUGCUUAUCAUACGCCCCAUAAGCCAAGUCCUUGCAACACGGCUGCUGCGGCUGUGGGUAAUUUGGGGAGUUUGGAGUAGAGAAGACUGCUAGAGGCACAGGAGGCACGUGGUGGAAACUCAGUUUCUUAUGGAGAGCUGGCUGAAGCUUUUUUUUUUUUGUCUCGUUUGUGCUAAGCAGUUGGUCGUCGCUUGGCUGGAACUGUAGUAGUCAGGCUCCCUUAACCCUGUUCUUCGGGUGUGGAUUGGCUGUGAGAUUGUAGGUGCUCAAACGUUUAUGUACUGAGUGUAAAGCUGUGGGAUAGGAAACCUGUGCAAGAGAUCUACCACAAGGGUGUGGACCAAAGUCGAGGUUCUAAACAAAAUCAGAGGUGCUUUGGUAUAUUAAUACCAAUUCCUGCACUUAGUCUUUUGUGUGAAAUCCUUGUAUAAAUUGGGAUAAACCCA